This is a messenger RNA of Dioscorea cayenensis subsp. rotundata (Guinea yam), 723 nucleotides long. Its product is annotated as receptor-like protein EIX2. The record is from RefSeq and is a predicted model, not a curated record. Gene Ontology annotation, molecular function: protein binding. The transcript has a single exon. Bases 1 to 723 code for a protein of 240 amino acids. NCBI's taxonomy places the organism in Eukaryota, Viridiplantae, Streptophyta, Magnoliopsida, Dioscoreales, Dioscoreaceae.
AUGGGAGUGAUGAAGAAACAUUUUCAAUUAGCUCUACUACUGUUUUAUCUUCUCUGCUUGCAACUUGCUGGCUUUUGCAAUUGUGUUGGUGGUUCCAUUUGCAGAGAAGUAGAAAGGAAGGCACUUGUUGAUUUCAAAAAUGGCCUUGAAGAUCCCAAUGGACGUCUCUCUUCUUGGAUUGGCUUGGAAUGUUGCUCUUGGACCGGCGUGCAUUGCCACAACUACACUGGGCAUGUUAUAAGGCUUGAUCUCCGACACAAUGGUGGCAUCAGGUACUUGGGAGGUGAGAUCCGGCCUUCUUUGCUUGUUUUGAAUCACUUAAGAUAUUUAGAUCUUAGUGAUAACUUAUUUAAAAAUAUUAGAAUUCCAACUUUCUUGGGUUCACUGGCAAGUCUUCAAUAUCUUAACCUUUCUCUUAAUGGCUUCAUUGGGCGUGUCCCACACCAACUUGGUAAUCUGUCUCGCUUGCAGUACCUUGAUCUUUCAGGUAAUUAUCUUCAUAUGGUUGGAAGCCAUUGGCUCACAAAUCUUUCUUCUCUUCAAUGCUUGAAUUUGACUGGUGUGAAUCUUUCCGAGACAAAAAACGUGUUCAAAUCACUGAACACCUUUCCUUUGAUAUCUGAGAUAAAGUUAUCUCGUUGUGCUCUUCACGUCCCUCUUUCACUUGGUGCAGAAAUUAACUUUACAAAUCUUCGAUUCCUUGUGUUGGGACACAGUGGUUAA